Molecule: messenger RNA, 2127 nt
Organism: Bipolaris victoriae FI3
Lineage: Eukaryota; Fungi; Ascomycota; Dothideomycetes; Pleosporales; Pleosporaceae
Exons: 1
Coding region: 1-2127 (708 amino acids)
Biological process (GO): positive regulation of transcription elongation by RNA polymerase II; transcription initiation at RNA polymerase II promoter
Cellular component (GO): nucleus; transcription factor TFIIF complex
Molecular function (GO): DNA binding; RNA polymerase II general transcription initiation factor activity; TFIIF-class transcription factor complex binding
Source: RefSeq, a predicted model, not a curated record
AUGAAUGGAAGCCAGCCGCCUACGGCAGCGCCCGUCGCGCCCGUCGCCUCGAAUGGCCAACAGCCGUCGCAGCAACCGCAGCCACCGCAGCAGCAGAUGCCUGUUCGUCGCCGUCGCCCGCGUCCCCAGGCUGAUGUCCUGCGAAAGCCCCGGCGCCCGUUGCAGAACAUCACCAAGCCCAUGGUGUCUUUGUCGCAGAUGAAUGAGGCCAGGAAGCCCCCGCCAGGUCCGGCCGCUGAUGGCACUCAUUCCAAAGACGCGCUGCGCCAGGAGUAUCUCGAUCAAGGCGCCACCGUCUUUCCACUCAUCGUGAGCCGCAAGGAUCUGAAAGAGUUGCGACACCACGUUAUGCGCCUGCAGAGCAAGAGCCAUGUUGAUAUUACGGAUGAGAAGCAGUUCACUCCGCCCAUCAAGCUCCACCGUCGAGAUCCCCGCGCGCCUCCCAGUGGUAUCGGAUCACACUACGAAGAGGAGGAUACAAAGGAGGAUUUGGAGGAGAUAAAGGAGCGCGAGCGCAUUGAGCAGCAGAAGGAAGAGCGACGCAAAGUACGCGAGGAGAAUCAGGCCAAGAUCGCGCCUACUGGCAUGAAGAAACCUCCUGCCUUCCACAAGAAGACGGAGCAGAAGUACCGACCUGACGACACCCCAGAAGCAAAGAAGCGGCAGCUGCUACGCUACGAAGAGACAUUGCCCUGGCAUUUGGAGGAUUACGAGAACAAGCAGACAUGGGUAGGUACCUACGAAUCGGAGCUGUCAGAGACACACGUUAUGCUCUCAGCCACACGUCCUGGUGACCCAAAUACGGCCAUACAAAUGGCGCCUAUGGAGCGCUGGUACAGAUUCAAUGUCAAGGGCAAGAUUAAGCCGACUAGCGAUGAUGUGGACAAAAUCUUGGCCAAGGUCGAGAGUGGCGGACCCAGAUUUUUUGCAGAGCUUGAGAGACGUCAAGCGCAGCGUAUGAAGGCUGAAGAUGAGGCAAGGAUGUUCAGCGGAGUGCGCACGCGUGUGGGCGGUGGUGCUGAUGAUGAGGGCCGGAUCAAGCGGGAGCGUUUUGACGAUGAUACAAUUGGCUUUGUCAAACGGGAAGCUGAUGCCGAUGAUAUUGACUUCAACCUUGAAGAAGACUUUGCAGACGAUGAAGAAGGACUCAAUGGUCUCUUUGAGGGUGAAGAGCAAGAUGUCAAGGAAGCAGCAGAGAAGCUAAAGCGUGACCAGCUGCAAGCAGCCCUUUGGGAUCGUCCUGACGAGCAACUGAUAGCGCAAAAGGAGGAAGAAGAGCGCAGGGCUGCUGAGGAGACGAGAGCCAUGGAGAAGAUUACGCGCAAGACGUUAGCCAAGCGCGAGAAACAAUAUGACUAUCUCGACAGCGACCCUGAAAAUCCAUACCUUACCGAGAGCGAGUCGGAUACAGAUUCUGAGACGGAGCGACAACAAGCAAAGGAAGAGGCAGAGAAGAAGGCAGCUGAGCAGAACGGCAAAGCCCCAGAAGCUGGCAAUGUCCCGUCUGGCGCAUCCACCAAGGGCUCCAACACUCCCUCAGGCAAUCACAAGCCCGGGGAAUCUAAGAGCAAAAAGCGACCUGGUUCUCCCAAUCUUUCCGAAGCUAGUGGCAAUGAAUCGUCGCGUAAGAAGCACAAGAAGAAGCACCACGAAAAGCUGGCUGACGGAUCUCGGAAAUCCACUCUUGGCAAUCUCAAGGGCGCAGGCUCUGGUAGUGAUAGCGAGAUGACCGAUGCCGGCAAGAAGCGGAAGAAGGAGAAGAAGGAAAAGAACCGCAUCAUGCUCGGUGGAUCGCCCGCCGGUACUCCUGGUGCUAGUCGCGCAGGCAGCCCCGCCGCAAACGGUAGCCGCGCAGGUAGUCCCUCUACUGGCCCAUCCAAACCCUCUCUGCCUUCCGCAAAGGAGAUCUACGAAUCACUCCCACCUCAAGGCAUGAACAUCCAGAAUCUCAUCCUCAAGUUCAAGGGCCGCGUCGAUAAGAGCAAUACGCAAGUUUUCAUCAAACUCGUCAAGGCGGUUUCCCGCUUCGAUAAGGCGAAGAGCUGGCUCACGCCCCUAGAGAAGCUGCCGUCUGACGAACACAUCAAUGCGUUUAUGAACGCGGCGAAUGCGCCCAAGCCCGCGUAG